AUCCAUACAAAUAUCUCACCUCAUCCCCCCUCCAAUUAUUCGGGAGCUACCUUCCGCCUCUUUCACUCUGCUCCUAAAACUUCGGCGUCUUUGAGGAAUCUGCUGUCUUUUUGUGAGCCAAGAUGGCGGAUCAAGAGAAGCAGGCUGUGAUAGCACCAGCCAUUGCGAAAGUAGAUUCAGAUGAAGACUCUUUGUCGAGAGAAUGGACUGAUGAGGACGAGAGGAGAAUUCGACAGCGGAUGGAUUGGAGAAUUGUUCCAACGGUCUUUGUGUUGUAUUUGAUGUGCUUCAUUGAUAGGUCAGUAAUCUCUGGAGUACGAUAAGACCUAUACUAAUCUAUUGUAGGGCAAACAUCGGGUAAGUUGGAACCCCCAAUUCAGCCGCACUAUUCGCUCCGGUGCUUGGAAUGGGAACUUGAAACGAUCAAGUUCUGUGAUUUGGAAUUUUUAAUAGGGUUUCCCGCAAUCAAGAUCAAAACCGGACUCAAUGAGGGCUUUCAGAACAGAGUAACUAACAAACGCAACAGAAAUGCCCGUAUUCAAGGAAUGGCAGUUGACCUUAAGCUCGGAGGUUACCGAUUCAAUUGGGCCCUCACAAUCUUUUACAUCUCGUACAUAUUAGCCGAAAUCCCCUCGAACAUCAUUCUCAAAAAGGUGGGAGGAAGAUACUAUCUACCCUCGCUCGUCGUCACAUUCGGCCUGAUCUCCAUGUGUACAGCAUUUGUCAAAAACUAUGAAGGUCUUCUCGCAUGUCGUUUCAUGCUCGGUCUCGCAGAAGGCGGUACCAGUAUGCAACAUUUAUCUUUAUUCCCUUUCCUUAGACCUCUGUUCUUGGUGGUCUGCAGCAAGUUCCACACUCACUAUAUACGCCCCACUGUUGAAUCAGCAGGAGAAUGUAUGCUAACAUAUUCCAGUGCCGGGAAUUUCCUACUAUCUUUCUUGCUUCUACAAACGUAACGAACUCCUUUUCCGCCUCGGUCUCUUCAUCCAAGGCACCACACUCGCCGGUGCUUUCGGCGGUCUGCUCGCGGCAGGUCUCUCAUCUAUUCCAUCAUGGGGUGUAGCAUCAACACCCAUCCACAGCUGGCGCAAUAUCUUCUUCUUUGAAGGACUCUUCACCCUCCUCGUAUCCUCGUUUGCAUUCUUUGUCCUCCCUUCUCGACCCGAUCAAUGCAAAUUCCUCACACCUCGGGAUCAAUACAUAGCACUCGAGCGUAUAAACAAGGAGCAUAAAGAAUCCGCCAUGGAAGCCACGCAAGCCAAACAUGUGCAUCGCGCAAUCUUCAACAUCAACAACAUAAUCUGCGGGUUAGGAUUCUUCGCCAUCAACAUCUCGGUGCAAUCAUUCUCCCUCUUCCUUCCCUCUAUCCUCUCCGCGCUCGGUUGGACAGCCUUAAAAACCCAGUUUUACUCCGUGCCUCCCUAUGUGAUUGCAUGUAUUUGGUCCAUUCUCAUGUUCCGUCUAAGCGAUAAAUUCAACCGUCGUGGUGUCUUCCUAGUCGUCGGUGCGGUAUUGGCGAUAGUAGGCUACGUAAUGCUCGCUACAACCACCUCAAACUCAGUCAAGUACGGCGCUGUCUUCCUCGCUUCCGCUGGUGCAUUCCCCGGCGGUCCGACAUGGUUAGCAUGGGGGUUGAAUAAUGCGGCUGGACCGAGUGUGAGAGCUGUUACUAGUGCGUAUAUCGUUUCUGUGGGAAGUUGCGGUGCAAUUGUUGCCACUUGGACGUAUCUGGAGAAGGAUAGACCGACAUACCAUCGUGGACAUUGGAUCAACGUUGGUGCUAAUAUUGUGGCGGCUUGUUUGGCUGUGGCGGGGGUUGUGUAUACAAAGUGGGAGAAUAAGAAGAGAGAUAGGGGAGACAGAGCAAGUAGGUUGGAGGGCUUGGAUGAUGAUGAGAAGAUCAAGUUGGGAUACAGACAUCCCGACUUUCGGUAUGUUUCUUAAACUAUUACGGUUGUGAGGAAGCGUUGGCCUUUGGAGUACUUGAGACGGACCUUUGCCAUUUGGAGUUUGAUGAGCAUAUGAUAGUUAUUUUCGGAAUUUACUUCCACCUUUUUACAACAUCUGGAGUGCUAGUGAAAUGCGUAUGUGUUUCUCCGCGUACAUGAGCUUUAACACGAG
Molecule: messenger RNA, 2121 nt
Organism: Hymenoscyphus albidus
Lineage: Eukaryota; Fungi; Ascomycota; Leotiomycetes; Helotiales; Helotiaceae
Source: the annotation of a GenBank genome assembly